AUCAACAGCUAUUGCUUCUGCCUCUCUUAUAGGAUUAUUUAACUCAAUUUACCAAAAAUAUACAUACAAGCGAUGUCAAAAAGUGUUGGUGCAUUUGGACAUGGUAUCCAAAAAAUGUCAAAAUGAUUUAUUCGGAGAAAAUUUUGUAAAAAGAGUUAAAAAAGAGAUAAGUUUGGAACAUUUCAUGUUAAUUUAUGGAGCAUUUGUCACUGCCUUGUCAGCUAUUGUCUAUCCAUAUUGGCGAGAAGUUAUAUCAUCAGAUGAAGGAUUUGAACGAGUUUUAGCUACACCAAUGAGAAUGCCCUACAUGGGUAAAUAUGCAACUGCGUAUUGGCCUUUAUCGUUUCUACUAUGUUUAGCCAUACUUUAUGGAAAUUUAAAAAUCAUUGCUGGACAUUGCUUUUAUAUUUCUACAUUAUCUCAAAUUAAGUGUUGUUUCAUACAACUUAAAAAAAGUCUAUGUUACAUAAUUGAAAAUGAUCAAAGCAUAAAUAGCAUGAAAAAAUGGAUUCAUUGUCAUCAAGAAACUCUCUCUGUAGGUAAUGAACUUUGUGAAAUUUAUGCUCCGAUGUUUUCAACUUUUUUAGUAUACUUUGUUAUCGUCAAUACGUCUAUAAUGAUUAUGUCAAUGUCUGUAAGUGAAAUAAUAUUUUUGAUUUCGGAUCUAGAUAUAGUUAUGAAAAUAUCAGCAUUAUCACAUGUAUGUAUGUGUGCCGUGAUGUUGUACUUUUCAUGCAAUGUAGGUUCAUGCUUAACACAUGAAUCGUAUACUGCGAGCCAAAAAGCAUACGGACGUUCAUGGUAUACCAGUAAAACACAUACGAAAAAUUGUUUUGGAUUAAUAAUUAUGAGAACUAAUAAUAAAGUAGAGUGCAAGUGUAUCAUAGCUCCAAUUCUAACAUUAAGCAAUGAAACAUACGCGAAGAAUGGAUAAAAUCAACUAAUUUGUAAGUAUUCCAACGAAUAUAACAACGUACAUAAAUACCUGUAAUAUCAUGUAGCAAAAGUUCAUCAAUGGAUCACCCUGUAUAUAUUAAUAUCAUACAAAUGAAAUAUCAUUUGUUCAAAGAUCUUUCACCGCCGUAAUUAUAUUUAAUUGUCAUCACUAGGGCUGGGAAUUGUGUUUAGGCAACUUUGAAGGGUUCUAAGUUUGUGUCACUUUAUCAUUAGGUUAUAAUAUAACCGUAUGAUAAAGUGACACAAACUAUUUUAUAGUAACAUAGAAGUAUACACUGUUUUAGGGGAGAUAAACCUCCUAAACCCUCCAAAAACUAUAACAUUGGUAACAAUACAUUCCUAAAUUUUUAAGUUAUUUAACAAAAAUUUAUAUUGGCUGAUAUUGAUAUGUUUAAAAACAACUUAAUAAAGUUUAUAAAUACUUAUAAUUCCUAGCCCUAAUAUUACUCAUAAUUGCCAAAUUAAAUACACGUGUAGACUAAUAUUUAAAUGCAUUAAAAAAUUAAUAU
Messenger RNA from Daktulosphaira vitifoliae (grape phylloxera), 1466 nucleotides. RefSeq lists its product as uncharacterized. The record is from RefSeq and is a predicted model, not a curated record. The coding region runs from base 101 to 934 and encodes 277 amino acids. Gene Ontology annotation, cellular component: plasma membrane. NCBI's taxonomy places the organism in Eukaryota, Metazoa, Arthropoda, Insecta, Hemiptera, Phylloxeridae. Gene Ontology annotation, biological process: sensory perception of smell; detection of chemical stimulus involved in sensory perception of smell. The transcript is spliced from 6 exons. Gene Ontology annotation, molecular function: odorant binding; olfactory receptor activity.